CUUCACGGACUCACGUCCGUUGCUAGCGCUUAAAAUUAAAAAAAAAAACUCUUUUUGGCAUACAAAACCUACUUGGUAAUAAACAUAGUGAUAUAAUCUGUGCCUGUGACAGUUUCGUACAAUUUGACAGUUUACUUUUUUUUUUUUAAUAAUAACUUUAGUGCAUGCAAAGGCAUAACUUUUAACGAACUAAACUAAAAAAACUUUUAUAAAUGCAAGAAAUCGAAAAGCAGAAUACGAGUUUUUUGGCCAAAUUUUUGAAAAAUUUCAAGGACUUUUUGUACUUAUAUCUGAAAUUCGUUUUUUAUGCUAUAGUCAUUUACGUUAUUUUCUACUAUUACGAUUAUUAUUUGGGCUAGUAACUAGUUUUAGUGUUUUUGGGUUAGUAGUUUUAGUGAAUUUAGUGAUUUUAGUGUUCUAGAGACAACUAUGUGAAGUGAAAGUGAGAACUUAGUGAGAAAUUAAAUGAACUGAUUUUUGGGAUUUUUUCGUUUUUUUGGAAAUUUCAACUGUGAUACUGGAAAGGAGAGACGGUUACACAAUGAAGCGAUCUCGGCACAGAUGGCUGGGGAUCGGAUUAUUUUGUGUAGCCCUAGCAAUCCUGUCAGCGGACGUCCCCGCCACGUCCGCGGCGCGCGCCACGUCGCUCAUCCACGCCAAAACCACCACCACCACCACCGCGGCGCCCGAGGAGGAACCCACGGGGAAUGACGAUGAAGCUCAGGAGGACCCCACAGGGGAAGAAGCUACCAAUUCAACUUCAAAACUGACGGGGAUUCCCCAACUCGACUACAUCCAUGACCCCAAUUUGCCCCGGGAGCUGAACGGGUACAACCUGUCCGAGUACCCCUUCUACGCGACCGUCCCCCCUCCGGAAACCAUGGACUUCAAGUGUGACGGGCUGCACGAUGGGUUCUAUGCUUCCCCACCUCAUAAAUGUCAGGUGUACCACCACUGCCUCUUCGGCACCAGGUACGACUUCCUCUGCGCUAACUACACGGCUUUUGACCAGAAGACGUUCAUCUGCCAGUUCGUCUCUGAGGUCGACUGCAAGAACUCUGCUAAUUGGUUUAGCAGAAACGAAGCCCUGUACAAAUCCGCCUCAACUGAAGCUCCAUCAACCACCACCACGUCAACGACCACCACCACAACCACCACCAUCCGCCCCCCGCGCCCCGGCCGCCGCCGCCCUCACCCCCGCUACGAUUACUACGACGAUGAUUAUUAUUAUCCAAGGGAUGAUUACGAUUAUGAAGAAAGGGGAGGCAGAAGAAAUAGGCCACGCUCUAGACCAGGCAAAAGAAGACCAGUCGCUGACUACGAUGACGGGUAUGAAACUCGUCCAAGACCUCGCGAUGAACCUGAAGAGGAGUAUGAAGAAAGGAGACCUUACGAUAGACCAAGACCUGGUAAGAGACCAUAUUCAGGCAGCAGAAGACCUUACGAUGACGAAGAAAGAAGACCAUAUAAAGGUGGCAGAAGACCUGGUAGACGUGAUGAAGAAGAAGAUAGAUACGUACCAGAUGACGUAGAAGAAGAAAGACCUAGAGGUAGUAAAAGGGGAGAAUACAAACCUAGAGAUAAGGCUAGGCCUAGAGACGAAGAUAGAGUAAGAGAUGAAAUAAGACCCAAGGAUGAAGCUAGAGACGACAUCAGUCCAACAGAUGAAAUCAAACCAAGAGAUGAGAUCAGAUCCAGAGAUGAAAUAAUUCCCAAAGAUGAAAUCAGACCUCGAGACGAAUUUAAAUCCAGAGAUGAAAAAAGACCUAGAGAUGAGAUAAGGCCUAGGGAUGAAGUCAAACCUCGGGAUGAAAUAAGGCCUAGGGAUGCGAUCAAACCUAGAGAUGAAAGACGGCCAUUUAGAGAUGAUACAACAGCAUCAGACAAUUCUAGACCUCGAGAUCGUUUUCAAACAAGCGAGGGUAGAAGACUCUACGACCGACCAGCUAGAGGUAGAGAUGAAAGACCCUACUCAAGACCUGAAAGAAAUUACGAAAGUGAUGAUAGAACUGAAGAGAAACGCCAAGUACCCUCAGCUCCUGAAGGACAAACGAUGGUUAAACCAAAUGGUCACGGAAUUUUCAGUAAACCAAGGCCGCCACCAAAAAUAAAAAGGCCCGUACCAAUUAGUGAAAAAGAUAAGUAUGAUUAUGUUCCCAUAGCUACAACUAAACCACCACCAAAAGCUGAUGAUGAAUAUUAUGACGAUUACGAGGAAGAUGAUAUGAGGAAACCUUUGCCCUCUGCGAAAACGAGCACAGUACAGCAAAGGCCGAAACUUGAGCCAGUAGAAAAAGAAAAGUUUAAGCCUACACGACCGCAUUUCACCAGUCCCGCUGAAAAGUUAAAAAAAAUGAAAAAGCCUAUAGAUUAUGAAGAAGAGGAAUAUUAUGACGAACCACCGGCAAAAUCUCAAAAAUACACCCAAAGGGGAAAAGAACGACCAUCGAGAUCUAAAGAUGAUGAUUAUUACUAUGACGAUAAAGAUAAAAUAGCUGAAAGUCCAAGAAAGAAUUUGGAUGAAGAUGUUACGGCCAAAGUUAAAGAAGUAAGGCCGGGAGUUAAAGUUAUUAGACGGCCUUUUUUACCGUCUAGGGGUGGGAGUCCUUAUCUCCCAAGAGGACUGCAACCGGUAGCUGGAAAGAAUCUCCGUUUACCCCCUAACACCACCCCUAAACCUACCACUACUUCUACUACUACGACCACUACUACUACUACAACUACAACUACUACUCCAAAACCUACUACAACUACAACUACAACACCAAAACCUACUACUACAACGCGAAAACCUACUACUACUACCGAAAGGAAGACUACUACAACCACAACAGAAAAACCUACUACAACUGAACGCUUUACAACAACCGAAAAGACAACAACAACAAUCGCAACGGAAAAACCAAGCACAACAGCUGUCCCUGAAGAGGAAUACGAAUAUUAUGACGAAGAAGACAUAGAAUACGAAUCGAAAGACAAAAAAGAACCAAUAGAAUCUACUCCAGCAGAAAUUAAAGAACCGUCAACAACAACUGUCCUCACAACAACAAACUCUCGUGAAACAACAACGUAUGAUAGAGCGCAAUUUUUAGAAGCGAUAAAAGACAAACCAAGACAAUCAGUCACUACAGAUGAAGCACCUAUAAUAACCACGACUAAUGAAAGGUUUAGACCAAUCACCACAGCACCACCUAAAACUAAUUUAGAUAAUGAAAGGCCUAGAAAUCCAGCCAGAAAUGAAGAACGACCUCGAUAUUCAGACAUAGACGAUAGACCGAGAAAACCACUGUCAUCAGACGAAAGAGCUAAAAAUCUAGCCACAAAAGUAUUAAGAAACUUCAAUGAUAAUUACGACGCUAUCAAAGAGCAACUAGAAUCCACCUUAACACCAGGAGAUUAUCUAAAACCUUAUUUAAAUCAGUUACCUACGCCCUAUAGAGAAGUUAAGAGACCAGAAAUCAAACCCGAAAUCUCUAAAGGGUAUACAGCAACUGGUAAACCUUUGAAGAUACCAGAUAUUAAACAAAACCUUGCUGAUUCUAUAGAAAAUGAGUACGAUGUAAGAUUAAAUGAAGCGCUAGCCCCAAAUUUGCCUGUUAGGAUUCCUAGUGGAUUUGUUAUUCCAUCCGAAAGAGAUUAUACUUUUUCUAGAUUUAGGAAUAAUCUUCAUGCUGAACCUCAGUUCGCAGCAUCUGAAUUAAGCCAUUAUCAAGUUAGGAAAAGACCUCAGAUUUCAGGAGUUAGUAUAAGAACGCCUACAUCCUACUAUUUGCAACCUCAGAGGAUAAUUUAUGAAGAAAGCCUGGCUAGGCCGGCGAGGCAACUGUAUAGACAAUUAGGGAAUAUAUUUUAGGCUUUAAAUGUUAGUGACACGUCAACAAAGAUUUAUCAGGUACUUUACCCUACCGCGCUCCCCAGCAAUUUCCAUAUACCUAAACGUAGUUUGAUUUUAAUAGUAACCAAUGAAACUCAAUGAAAUUUUGUAGGUACGUUCUAGAAACAAACACCCUGUGUCUGUGGUUUACCAGAUUUCUGUAAAAUGUGCAGUUUUACAGUUACAUUGGCUCAAAGAUUAACUAAAUCUCUGAGCCAAAGUAAAUUAAAAACUACACAUAUUAAUAAAACCACGAGACAUCACUAAGAUCUGCACCCCUAAGUAUUUGAUAUCCCGAAAUUCCACGGACUCGCUAGCGAUUCGCUUCCUCGUAUUUGACACCCAUUGCUAGAAUAUGGAAUGCCCUUCCGACUUCCAUCUUCCCCACUAGCUAUAAUAUCCUUCCUUCAAAAGAAGAAUGAGUAGGAAUCUUUUAGGCAGGCGCGCUCAAUCUGCAUUAUGACUUACUGUUUUGUGUGAUUGUAGAACCAGGACUGUAAAAAAAUUGUAAAUAAUACAAGUAAAUAAAACCUAUUAAAUUAUUAACGGGAUUUUUAGUUAGUUAAACUAGUUAGUUUUGUGAAAUUGUAGACGAAAUCUAUACUGCCACUUUUUAUAAAAUCUUGGUGGUUCUUUGUUGACGUCUCGCUUAUAAUAUAGGUUUGAUUCAAAUUAUCGUGCUUUUCCAAGACAUCAAUGAUUUGAAUCUAAUCUUCAUCUGACAUCUAGCAUCAAACUUACCAUUAAGCUGGGUACUCACUUAGAAGUGUAGGUAAUAAUGUAUCUUAUGAUACUUAUAAUCAUAUAAUGUGACAAGUUAGCCUGCUGCGAGCUACUGGUCGAAAGUGUUAACAGUCUUUCUGCGAGCAUAAAUGUCCUGCCUGGUUAGUCAAAGUCAAAUCAUUUAUUCAAAAUAGGUACCUUAUCUUUGUAUACUUUUUCAUUAUCGUUGUUUGAUUUGUAAGAUAAUGCUG
Messenger RNA from Maniola jurtina (meadow brown), 4848 nucleotides. RefSeq names its product nucleolar protein dao-5. The record is from RefSeq and is a predicted model, not a curated record. Gene Ontology annotation, cellular component: extracellular matrix; extracellular region. Gene Ontology annotation, molecular function: chitin binding. Lineage: Eukaryota; Metazoa; Arthropoda; Insecta; Lepidoptera; Nymphalidae. The transcript is spliced from 9 exons. Bases 542 to 3853 code for a protein of 1103 amino acids.